AGCGGCGGGCGGGCGGCGCCGGCGGUGCCCCGGGCGCGCACACACACAUACACACACACAUACACACACACACACACACACACACACACUCACGCACGCACGCACACACACACACAUACACACACACACACCACACACACACACCGCCUCGUACACACUCACACACGCUCCGGCGCGCACACGCGGCGCGCAGGCCAGAGGGAGGAGGCUCCGCGCGGCUCGGCGGCGGCGGCGGCGGCGGCAGCGUGCUCCGCGGGCGGCCGGGAGGGCUGGCGGGCGGCCCCCGCUCCCCGGCUCCGCGGCUCUGUGCAGCCCGCGCGGCCCCCGCCCUCGGACCCGCCCCCGGGGGUCGCCCGGCCCCAUGCCCUGCAGCGGCGGCAGAGCAGCGCGCGGCCGCUGGCGGCUCUGAGGAGCCCGGAGGGAGCCGGCGACGAGGGGACCAUGUACCGGGACCCGGAGGCGGCCAGCCCAGGGGCGCCCACCCGCGAUGUCUUGCUGGUCUCUGCAAUCAUCACCGUCAGCCUUAGCGUCACUAUCGUCCUCUGCGGCCUGUGCCACUGGUGUCAGCGCAAACUGGGCAAGCGCUACAAGAACUCCUUGGAGACGGUGGGCACGCCAGACUCUGGGCGUGGGCGCGGUGAGAAGAAAGCCAUCAACGACCUAGACAGAGACUUUUGGAAUAACAAUGAAAGCACAGUGCAGCAGAAAUGGAGUUCCUAUCCUCCCAAGGAGUUUAUUCUAAACAUUUCACCCUACGCCCCUUAUGGCGACCCUCGACUGUCCCUCAAUGGCACCCUCCUGUCAGGCGCCAAAGUGGCCACUGCAGCGGCGGGGCUGGCGGUGGAGCGGGAAGGCCGGCUGGGGGAGAAGCCGGCGCCGGUGCCACCACCCGGAGAGGACGCCUUGAGAAGCAGCGGGGCUGCCCCCAGCGAGCCGGGCAGCAGUGGCAAGGCGGGGAGAGGCCGAUGGCGGAUGGUGCAGAGCCACCUGGCCGCAGGGAAGCUCAACUUGUCCAAUUUCGAGGACUCCACCCUGUCCACGGCCACUACCCUUGAGUCUAUCCCCAGCUCCGCGGGAGAGCCGAAAUGCCAGCGACCCCGCACACUGAUGCGGCAGCAGAGCCUUCAGCAGCCGCUGAGCCAGAACCAGAGGGGCCGGCAGCCCAGCCAGCCCACCACCAGCCAGAGCCUGGGCCAGCUGCAGGCCCACGCGGCCUCAGCACCGGGCUCCAACCCCCGGGCCUAUGGUCGGGGUCAGGCUCGGCAGGGCACUUCAGCCGGCUCCAAGUACCGGGCAGCUGGGGGCCGCAGCCGCUCCAACCCAGGCAGCUGGGACCACGUGGUGGGGCAGAUUCGAAACCGAGGCUUGGACAUGAAAUCCUUCCUGGAAGGCCGGAUGGUGGUGCUAUCCCUGGUAUUAGGGCUUUCGGAACAGGAUGACUUUGCCAAUAUCCCUGACCUGCAAAACCCAGGAACCCAGCAGAACCAGAACGCUCAGGGGGACAAGAGGUUGCCUGCAGGAGGGAAGGCUGUGAAUACAGCCCCAGUGCCGGGCCAGACGCCACACGAUGAGUCUGACCGCAGAACGGAGCCCCGUUCCUCUGUCUCGGACCUCGUCAACUCCCUCACCAGCGAGAUGCUCAUGCUCUCCCCAGGCUCCGAGGAGGACGAGGCCCAUGAGGGCUGCAGCCGAGAGAACCUGGGCCGCAUCCAGUUCAGCGUUGGCUACAACUUCCAGGAGUCCACGCUCACCGUGAAGGUCAUGAAGGCCCAGGAGCUUCCAGCCAAGGACUUCAGUGGCACCAGUGACCCCUUCGUCAAGAUCUACCUGCUACCCGACAAGAAGCACAAACUGGAGACCAAGGUGAAGCGGAAGAAUCUGAACCCACACUGGAACGAGACCUUUCUUUUUGAAGGGUUUCCCUACGAGAAAGUGGUGCAGAGGGUCCUCUACCUCCAGGUCCUGGACUAUGACCGUUUCAGCCGCAAUGAUCCAAUUGGGGAAGUGUCAAUCCCUCUCAAUAAGGUGGACCUGACUCAGAUGCAGACCUUCUGGAAGGAUCUGAAGCCAUGCAGCGAUGGGAGUGGGAGCCGAGGGGAGCUGCUCUUGUCUCUCUGCUACAACCCCUCUGCCAACUCCAUCAUCGUGAACAUCAUCAAAGCUCGCAACCUCAAAGCCAUGGACAUUGGGGGCACAUCAGACCCCUAUGUAAAGGUGUGGCUGAUGUAUAAAGACAAGCGGGUAGAGAAAAAGAAGACAGUGACGAAGAAGAGGAACCUGAACCCCAUCUUCAACGAGUCUUUCGCCUUCGACAUCCCCACGGAGAAACUGAGGGAGACCACCAUCAUCAUCACUGUCAUGGACAAAGACAAGCUCAGCCGCAAUGACGUCAUUGGCAAGAUCUACCUGUCCUGGAAGAGCGGACCAGGUGAAGUAAAACACUGGAAGGACAUGAUCGCUCGUCCCCGGCAGCCUGUGGCCCAGUGGCACCAGCUGAAAGCCUGAGUGGGGCCAAGGGAGGCCUUAAGGGCCAAGGCCUGGGUCCCCAUCAUGUCCCUACCACUUUAUGCACAAUGCCCAGCCCGGCCCCCCUGACAUGGGUGAGGGGAGAACCCUGAGGGCUCAGACAGGAAGGGGUACCAGAACUCUACUGGGCCCCAUUUCUAGGAAGUACCAGCCCCACCCCCAUGAGUCCAACUUGGGAGUGAGGGCUCUGGGAGCCAUUUCCCUGCUUUGCCUCUUUCUUUCUUGAUUUGCUGAUACUAAAGAAGUGGGGGAAGCUCAAGAGCCAGAUGGGCAGAUGGGCAGAUCCCUCCAGAGGCCCGCCAGGUGGGCAUAGCCCUCCGUUUUCUUUAAGGCAGUGCCUGGAGUGGAGAGAAGCCACCACUUUCUAGCCCUCCUUUUUGGGGCCCAGGAGAGGAAGGCUGAGGCGUUUGGCCUCAGCCUGGUCAUCAGGCCCACCCCCAGCUUCAGGUGCCGGCUGCGCCCUGGACGCCAAGGAUAGUAUAUAGCCUGUGCUCCAGGGUCCUGGAGACGUGGCCCUGUGUAUUUGUGUUGUGUCUACUGUGUGUGUGUGUGCGUGUGUGUGUGUGUGUGUGUGUGUGUGUGCAUGUGUGUAAGCUCAUGUGCACAUGUGUGAAAGGGGGUGCUCACUCCCUGUCCCCUGGGGCUGGCAGUGCUGACUGGCUAUGGAGAGUAGCAGAAUUUCAUGAGGAUGAAGUGGGACUGGGUCAGGUAGAGGUCAAGGUCACAGGGAAGGCAGGAGAGGAAAGGUAUGGAUAGCUGACCAGAAGGAGUGGGGGCCAAGGCAGAUGCUCCUGGCACCCACUUUGCCUGUCUCUGUAGCCCCCACCCUCCUAAUUCCCCAGUAGCAAUUUCCCAUUCCAAUGUUGUUUCUUGGGCCUGGGCUUACACUUUGUAGGGACUUAUUCACCGUGUGCAUGGCCUUCCAACAGGGCACCACUCCCUCCUUCUCAGGCAUCCCUAACCCCUUACCCGGGGACUCCCACCUUCCCAGAUCUCAUAUUCCAGCCAAGUUGGCAUCUGCUCCACGCUCUCUGGCUUGGAUACAGCCCCUUGUCCCCACUCCUCACCCCAACACCUCCAUCCCUUUAUUUGCAUAAUCUGAUCUUUUCCAGGCUGUCUUGGUACAACCCCCUAAUCCCCCUGAUCCCCCUCUUUCUGCCCCUCCCACCCACCAUGCACACAGAGGAAACAGGGAACAUUCCAGGAGUCUGAAGUUGCCAUACCCAAAGAAGCUGCCGUUUCUCCUCCGAGCCUCUGCGGAGACUGGAGAUGGCUUCCCCUUGGAAACAGCAGACUCCAAAGUGAUCCCUCUGAAGUCCUGUCAUCCCUCUAUGCUGUACUGAGAAAAGAGCCAGCCAGUGACAGAGCUUUAAAACCAGUUCAGGCUUGAGCCCAACAUUCCCAUAACCUACCACGAGGUGGCACCAGAGCACCACAUCUGUGGUAGCAGUUGGGACCACAAUUCUACCCUGGGCUCUGGACUGGAUCUGCAUAUCCAGAGCACAGUGGAAGCAUAGAUAUUUGGGCACAUUUCCCUCCAGUGGGCUUCCCCUGGAGCUCAACUUUCUGCUCUAGGCAGCGAGAUCUCCUUUUGCCCAUAUCAAAAUGUUCUUAAAUUGAAUUUCACACCCGGUUCCCUGGGACCUCUUAUGUAGUAGGCGAAUCAUUUGUAGAGUGAAAAAUUCCAUUGUAAAAAAAAAAAAAAAAAAAGUUACCCAUGUUACUUGUAAAUCUAAAUGUUUCUCUACUGCAGCUUUUGCUUUAAGUGGGGUCUGCUCCAACUGCCUUGCCCAGCUGGGUGUAGCCCCCAGAAAGGGACCCCAGAGGCUGUGUGGAAAUAGAAGAGGGUACUAUCAAGAGUCUAGAAAUUUGAGAGCAAUUGCUCCCAUCCUUCCCUCCAUCUGCCUCGGUCUCCUGAGCACUCCCACAGAGCCAUCUGAGGGACCCAAGCAACUUGCACCAGUGAGUAAGAAGAUUUAUGUGAGAGCAGCAGAUUUAUGCGAGGCUCCUUCAUGCACCUCUUAGCCAGUCAGCUCAGAGAGCAUCCCCCACACACAGCUAUUCCCCCUCAGACCCUACCUAGGUCUGACCCAACCUGGAAUUCCCCUACAUGUAGCUGGAGUGAGGGAUACCAGCAAGAGACUCCAAAUGGUGAGCCAAGAGCAGAGUGGAUUUGCACAAGAAGCAGCUGGCUGAUAGGAAUCUGAGCAUAAGAAAGUUAGGGUAAUGGC
Messenger RNA from Psammomys obesus (fat sand rat), 4757 nucleotides. It is a transcript of the gene Syt7, whose product is annotated as synaptotagmin 7. Gene Ontology annotation, biological process: vesicle fusion; regulation of calcium ion-dependent exocytosis; regulation of dopamine secretion. Gene Ontology annotation, molecular function: SNARE binding; calcium-dependent phospholipid binding; calcium ion binding. NCBI's taxonomy places the organism in Eukaryota, Metazoa, Chordata, Mammalia, Rodentia, Muridae. The transcript has 13 exons. The record is from RefSeq and is a predicted model, not a curated record. The coding region runs from base 442 to 2505 and encodes 687 amino acids. Gene Ontology annotation, cellular component: synaptic vesicle; synapse; axon.